CAUUGCAACACAGAGAAACUCAUCGCAGGCGACUCAAUGUCCGAUCUCCUUUAAGUUCUCGUCGAGAACCACAAACGUCUGCAUACAUACGUCCACUAUGCACUGUGUGAGCAGAGGAAGGGUCUGCCUGGUGAAGUCCUACUCGGACCUUCAGGAGGACGACCUGUGCAAGAAGGAGAGCUACAGCGCCUGCUGGCUGAACAUGGUGCUGGAGACAAGACCUCAGUACAGGCUGACGUUGUCAGAAACCGACAGCGUUCGCAGAGAGAGUUACAAGCAGCAGCAGGUGGUCCACCUAAUGGUUGAGAGGAGCCCCAGCCAGAUCCUGAAGCUGGGCAUCGAGGGGGGAGUCAUGAGAGAGUACCAGCUGCCGUCCUCCAACAGGAGCAAAGCCUCCGACACAGAAGAGCCCGUCGUUGAAGGAAAGGCGACUCUCGCAGCAGACAGGGAGGAAGCCCCCUCCAUCACUGGGGGCCCCUGCAAGCCGGCCAGAGAGAACUUCAGAGCCUCCAGGCUGAUGUCCUCUCCGAGAGAAGUGUCUCAUCGAGAGCAGAGGAGGGAGUGAAAUGAGAUUAUAACUGCAGCUGAAGAGUCUAAAUAGUGCCACGUGCUGUUAUUAUUUAUAUAAAACUGGAAUUGUGACGGUAAUGGCAAAGAUGUCAGUAGGUCCCAUCUUGUGGGUUCAUAUUUAGAUCUAUUCAAUAAUGGAUUAAUGCUGUUGAAAUAAAACUCCAGAUAUGAA
This is a messenger RNA of Poeciliopsis prolifica (blackstripe livebearer), 742 nucleotides long. RefSeq lists its product as uncharacterized. Gene Ontology annotation, cellular component: Z disc. Gene Ontology annotation, biological process: skeletal muscle myosin thick filament assembly; skeletal muscle contraction; sarcomerogenesis. Bases 98 to 565 code for a protein of 155 amino acids. Lineage: Eukaryota; Metazoa; Chordata; Actinopteri; Cyprinodontiformes; Poeciliidae. The record is from RefSeq and is a predicted model, not a curated record. Gene Ontology annotation, molecular function: titin binding; structural constituent of muscle; titin Z domain binding. The transcript is spliced from 2 exons.